AUGCUUGCCACGUCCACAAUGAUGCUCGAAAGCACCACCACCACUACCACCACCACCACCACAUCAUCAUUAUCAUCAUCAUCAUCAUCAUCGCGCGCUGAUGCAGCACACCCACGCCGUCACUCGUUCUCAUCCUUUGUCCGAAACCUUAUGCUCUUGAUAUCACCAUCCGUCUCCAACGACGACGACGACGACGACGACAGCGACAGCGACAGCGACUCGACAACCACAGUGAGCAAUUAUCACACCUGUGGCUACGAUGCGCAUGCGACAGGCGAAGCAUCCAAGAAAAACAGCCUCUUCUUGGAAAUGUAUUUCUCCUUCCCCGCACUCGAAGAUACUGAUGCCGAGUCGAAUUUGUGCGCUGCAGACGCUCAUCACAUCCACAACAACAACAACAACAACACUAGGAGCACCGGUGCUUCGUUCAUCGUUCCAACCAGCCGAGUGCUUUGUUGA
This is a messenger RNA of Zychaea mexicana, 459 nucleotides long. RefSeq lists its product as uncharacterized. The record is from RefSeq and is a predicted model, not a curated record. Bases 1 to 459 code for a protein of 152 amino acids. NCBI's taxonomy places the organism in Eukaryota, Fungi, Mucoromycota, Mucoromycetes, Mucorales, Lichtheimiaceae. The transcript has a single exon.